This is a messenger RNA of Cephus cinctus (wheat stem sawfly), 1845 nucleotides long. RefSeq names its product methyltransferase-like protein 4 (gene Mettl4). Gene Ontology annotation, molecular function: nucleic acid binding; methyltransferase activity. Lineage: Eukaryota; Metazoa; Arthropoda; Insecta; Hymenoptera; Cephidae. The coding region runs from base 577 to 1728 and encodes 383 amino acids. The record is from RefSeq and is a predicted model, not a curated record. Gene Ontology annotation, cellular component: nucleus; RNA N6-methyladenosine methyltransferase complex. The transcript is spliced from 5 exons.
CUUUAACUGUAUAAUACAUUGUCAGUUGUAUCAUUAAAGAGGCUUUACUUUGGAAUAAAGUUGCACAUAUUAAGGGUUGUUAUCCUGAAUCAGGACUGACUGUAUAUUGUUCUAUAAUACGGGUUGCUACACGGCAGGCGUUGCCUAUGUGCAAGUGAUUAUCGCGGAAAGUCUUUAUUUCAAUCAUUAUGUUGUGUGUACCGUACAGUAGGACAGGCAGACACUAUUUAUAAUAAAUAUACUGAAUCCGAUAUUUGUAACGUAUUUCAAAUUUAAAGUGCUAAUUUGAGAUUGCCUCAUAUGUUCGAUCUACCGGUUGCUAUAAAGACACGUAUGUGAUUUGUCCUUUAAUUGUUUUCUCGAAUUGACAUAAGUAUUGAUUGUAAUCAAAGAAAGUGUACGUGAUGCUGAUUUGUGAUCAGCAUAUUGGUUAGAUGUAAAUCUAUUUCUUUGUUGUAACAAGUUUUUUUUUAUGUACUUGACGCCAGACUAGAGGAUCAUCUACGUUACUAGUCGGAAAUUGUGUUGACAAUGAUGAACAUUAUUAAGUAUUAUUUGAAUUGUGUAUGAUCAAAUAUGUGUUUAAAAUAUGCUGCUGCUGAUGGUUGGAUAAUAUCUCAUUUAGAUCAUCUUGACAAUAGUUAUAAAUAUGUUCGAGAAGGUGAUAAGAUACUCAGUUUGAAAUUCAAUGAAUUGUUAUUUGAUAUAAAUUCGCAAUAUUUACGGGGUAAUCAAGUUGUUAAUGAUGACGAGGAAAGUGCAAGUAGUGGGAAAACAAGAAAAAGGAAAAGAUCGAAACACUUUUCAGGCGAAGAUAUGGAACAAAUGAAUCCUAUUAAAGAAGGAUUGGCCAGAAUUUUAUCAUCAGCAAAGGCAGAAGGAUUGUUUCCAGAUGAAAUAGUUUAUGAUAACAACGAAGCAGCUCGUAUGAUAUCACAAAAGUUUUAUUCUGAUACUGUUACUCAUAACAUAGAAAAUUUACAUGGGUGCAAUAAAAUGAACAUGGCAAUAAUAUCUGAAACUCAAUCAGAGAAAUAUGUUUUCCCUGAACAAUGUUAUUUUUACUGCAAUGACAUAAAAAAUAUAGCAGAAAAAAUGGAAUUAAAUAAUCAAUUUGAUUUGAUUUUAUUGGAUCCACCAUGGUGGAAUAAAUCUAUAAGAAGAAAGAAAAGAAAAUAUUCAGAAUCUAGUUACAAAAUGAUGUAUAACGAGGAUCUGAUCAAAAUACCAAUUGGAAAAUUACUAAGUACAAAUGGUGUAGUUGCUGUAUGGUGCACAAAUGCUCCCAGUCAUUUACGCAGUAUCUCAAAUGAUAUGUUCCCAGCAUGGGGCGUUAAAUUUCAAGCAAAGUGGUAUUGGGUUAAAGUAACUAGAUCAGGGAAACCAGUUUGUGAUUUUAAUCCAAUGCCAGCAAAACAGCCUUAUGAACUAUUAAUAUUAGGAGCAGCUUCUUCUAAUAAUGAAAUUAAAAUUCCUGAUGGUAAAUUACUUGUUAGCAUUCCCAGUGCAGUUCAUUCACACAAGCCACCCAUAACAGACCUAAUAGCAUCAUAUCUUCCGGAUAACCCAAAAUGCUUAGAACUAUUUGCACGGUAUUUACUUCCUGGAUGGACGAGCUGGGGGCUUGAGGUAUUGAAAUUUCAACAUUUGUCUUUAUACAGAAUUCAUGAAUCAACAAUACAAGAUAAUAAAAAUAUAAGCACAGAAAAUACUGAGAACAAAAGAUAAUCAGCUCGACAAACAAAAGAAGAAAUUGAUAUGCAUUGUAAUUCUCAUUUGAUUUACAUGAUUGUAUCAUCCGUUGAAAUAAACAAAUAAAUUUAAAAUUAUUACAACACACCAUUA